AUGUCGUCCUCCAGUACAUCGACCCCACGAUCACAAGCUUCAACGCACUGCAGUGACGAUGCAUACAGCAAAGAGCGAACACCGACCACCCCGCUGGGAAUCGCUCGCACCGUUUCCGGUAUUUCGAACGCUUCAACAUCCACAUCCGGGGGACCGAGCUCUGUUCAAUGGCUUCCAGCUGCCGGAGAGGCCGUCACCGGAGACGUAGAAGGCAAGACUGGUCGAGGACGGCUGGCCUCUGCUGACCAAGAGGCUGAGCGCGAGCUCUCGUCAUUGUAUGUGACAGCCGAGCGGGCAGCACUUGACCACCGAGCUUUGGCUACCGAUGAGGAAGAGCAGGAGGAGGAGGGGGACGAUGCCGACGAUGCGGAGGCUCCACGUCAAGGAUGGGGAGGGGCGCUGGUGAACGGCGCCGUCAACGCGGCCGUGUUCAGUGCGGCAGUAGGACUCACGGCAUACCGCCUGUGGUCUGGCGGCUGGGGAGCGGACAAGGAGGGGACCGUCGGCGAGAACGACGCAGAUCUCCCGCCAGCAUACGACACCGUAACCCAGCUGAGUCCAACGACGCCGCGAGCGAACCGUGGCGAGCUGCACGGCCGUGCAAGCCCCCAUGCGAGCAGUCACAGUUUCCGCUCCUCCCCGCCAAGUACUGUGGGUACUGCGUCGUCUCCGUCAUUGAGAAGGGCCCGUAAGAAACGCACCCAGCGGCCAAGCAUAGCGGCGCUUAUCGCAGUGGCGGGCCGCGCUCAACAUCCGCAACAAGGUGCAGCUCCGCCAUCGCCCGUGGCAUCUGUCAAGACGAUUGUCGCCCCUGUUUCCGAAGUCGUUGCUGAGAGACAAGAACCAGAAGCAGAAGCAGACCAAGGGCCAGCACAGGUCGUGUCUGCAGAGACAGACUCGGAGUCUGACGGCGAGAUGAACGCUCGUUUGGACGAGAUGUCGCGGCGACUGCAAGGACUCGUUACCGAAGCCCAACGUGCACUCUCUGCCAAGCCCAGCGUGUCAAGAUCGCCGUCGCCCGAACAGCCCUUCUCAUGGACGUUUACUGGCGACGACGGAAGCGUCCAGGCCGAUGCCCUCAGUGAGGGUGCGCCAAAGGAGCGAACGUUGGAACCGAUUGGGGACGAGGUCGACAGCGUCGCUAGCCUGCGGCCCGAAUCGAGUAUGUCUGGUGCAAGCAGCACUGGCACAGCUGGUACCUUUGGCAGCCGUGUUAGUCUGCCUACAACCUUUGCAGGUAUCGCUUCUCCAACGUUUGGCACCUUUGGCCUCGACUCAACCACUCCUCCCACCGACGAGCCUAGCUCAGCCGCGUCUACCCCACGCAAAGCCGAGUCAACCCGCCGCUCAGCGACGUCCACGAUCCCCGUCCCCGUUCGUGGGCGAGCUCCGACUCCGUUUCAGGUGCCUCCGGGACAAAGUGUCCCCGGUGCCAGGGGCCCGCCUCCACGAGCCCGCACAAACUCGACGGCGUCGCAGACUUCACAACGGAGUACCACGAGCAGUACCACACCCUCGGGCAGCUACCGCGGCCUCCCGCCCCUGCCAUGGCGGCGUGAUCCCAGCGGCGAGGUCAAGUGGGUCCAACGGCCACUCUCGCCAGCAGCCAAGGCCGAGCAGGCAUUGAAAGACGCCGAGGCAGCACGCAUCUCGGCAUCCUCAACGCCGGCUCCACUCUUCACAUCCUCCAUCCCCACAGCCAAGGGUUCGCCACAGAAACAGCUCAAACCCAAACCACCCUUGCGGGUCACGACGCCGCCUCUCCGCACACCGAUGGCGGUCCUCUCCCCACCGCCCAGGACUCCCACUACACCCAACAGCCCGCGCACGACGCCAGGUACACCACGUACACCGGGCGCGGGAGGCAGCAAUCCCAGCAGCAUGAACGGCACAGCUAGCUCCACGCCGAACCGCUCGCGAAUCCCGCGCUUCACUGCUGGUCACUCACGCGCGUCGUCGCUGGCCAACGGUGUCGACCUCGCCAAUGGACUCCACGGGCGCGACUCACCGCGCAGCCCUGGACCCGCGACCCCGGGCUCUGGUUCGACAAGUGUCGGGCGGGCAAUGGGCCAUCGCCGCCCCGCGUCCGUCUCGGCGUCUACGUCUGCGUCUACGUCCGGUCGCCCCCAGACACCCGUGUCGGUUGGGCGGGCGUCGGCUGGCGCACUGGCGGCGAGGAUGGCGGCGUGGAGCGCCAAAGAGGCGUUGGACGAGGAGCAGCAGCAAGUGUGGGUCGCCCCAGAGCCGGUACGAGUGGGAGUGUGA
This is a messenger RNA of Apiotrichum porosum, 2265 nucleotides long. RefSeq lists its product as uncharacterized. The record is from RefSeq and is a predicted model, not a curated record. The coding region runs from base 1 to 2265 and encodes 754 amino acids. The transcript is spliced from 4 exons. Lineage: Eukaryota; Fungi; Basidiomycota; Tremellomycetes; Trichosporonales; Trichosporonaceae.